Laetiporus sulphureus 93-53 is the source of this 1628-nucleotide messenger RNA. Its product is annotated as ras-domain-containing protein. Gene Ontology annotation, molecular function: GTPase activity; GTP binding. Lineage: Eukaryota; Fungi; Basidiomycota; Agaricomycetes; Polyporales; Laetiporaceae. The transcript has 5 exons. The record is from RefSeq and is a predicted model, not a curated record. The coding region runs from base 115 to 1248 and encodes 377 amino acids.
ACCGUUUCGCUGCUACUAAUUGGUACUGUUGCCUGCAUCGCUUCUGUCUCUCCUUUCUUUCCUUUCCGCCCCUGCGGCCCCGUCCUAUCUCUUCAAGACGGUCGGUUUGCCAUAAUGACGUCCCAUCCUCGCAUGAACCCAUACACCAAGUCACGAUAUGAUGACCAGGGCAUCGAUGCCAAGAUUGUAAUCAUGGGCAACACAGGCGUAGGCAAGACCAGCCUGUUGCACCGCUAUACCCAAAACAAGUUUGAUCCUAAAAACACGACUUCAACUACUGGCGCAUUCUUCGUUACCAAGAAGGUGUACGUCGAUGGGAUCAAAGUCAGGCUGCAGCUAUGGGAUACGGCAGGCCAGGAAAGAUUCCGUAGCAUGGCACCCAUGUAUUACCGCGGGGCAAAUGCUGCCUUGUUAUUGUACGAUAUCACAAAUCUGUCUAGUUUUGACGACGUCCGUGGAUGGCUGGAAGAGUUAAAGAAAAACUGUUCUCCUGAUCUCAUUAUUUAUAUUGUGGGCUCGAAGGCUGAUCUGCAUCGGCAACGUCAAGUCACCUCAGACCGCGCGCGGCUGUCUCUGCAUACGUGGUUCCCUCCUCCAAGGCCACCUAGUCCACCGCCCCCACCACCGCCCUCGACCUUUUCGUACAUUCGGCCGCGUUUCACGUCCUUUCCGGGCAUCCGGUCGGCUCCUGCCACAGCCCCAGUGGCUAAGUCACCUCAAUCAGCAACCAGCGACCUAGGCUAUCACUCCGACCCACGAGCUACUACAAUAAAGCGCUCUCAUACAACGGCUCUAACGCGUCCUCGGGCUAAGAGCGGUGGUCCCGGCGCCCUUAGCUCAAAUUGGGAUGGCGCUAUUCGUCCCCCACAGCGUCGCUCUGACUCGCAAUUCGGAUACCGGUCCGUCGGUUGGAAUGAAGCAGUAGACGGAAGUUCUACUACCUUGGAGGACGAUGGAGAUGAGACGGAUGAGGUCGAUGACCAGGAAUGGGGUUUGCAUAAGGGAAUGGAGCUAUUUGAAGUUUCCGCCAAGGAUGAUCUCGGGAUUCAACAUCUCUUUGGCUCGUUGAUCGCUGCCAUCAUUGCAAGGAAGGAUAGCAUUGAACAAGAAAAUGAGAUGAAGAGAAGAGACAGCGUCUACCUGACUAGCAUCAAUACUCCCGUAUGGGCCACUCAAGCAGAUGCGGAGGAAACGCGAGAGAAAACUCAGGCGGCUGGCGGGGCUUCUUGGAGCUGUUGCUCAACGUGACACCUGUACCUUCUUCCUUCGCCCCUACUGUAUGUUCCUAUCAUACCCUGUGUUACUUCUUUGUCGAACCACCCUGCUCACUUGUUCUUGUUAUUACCUACAUCUAUUGCCGCACGUCCUCGCUUUCAUCCUCUGUCCAUCUUCUCCGUAUUGUCUCAUCUCACUGUUUGAUUUAUCCUCUCGAUGUUCUCUCAUUGGCCGAACGUUCUCAUAUGUCGUACGUUAUUAUUCCCUUCUGACUGAUUACCCCGCAUUGCAUACGAUGUCGUAGCAUACAUUCCAUGUCAAUAUUGAUGCCAUCAUCUCAAUCUCCCCUAUGCCUUGUUGUACGCAUGCAUGUAUCACGAUCUAGCAGUAAUGGGAUGUCUAUCACCCACGGA